Molecule: messenger RNA, 11497 nt
Organism: Clupea harengus (Atlantic herring)
Lineage: Eukaryota; Metazoa; Chordata; Actinopteri; Clupeiformes; Clupeidae
Source: RefSeq, a predicted model, not a curated record
CUUUUCUCUUCUUAAUAAACUGACAUGUUACUUCAAAUGUCUGUCAUUUUUAUACCGUUCCCUUAAGUGCCCUUAGUUUCAUAUCGUUCAUUGGUUUCAAAAUGCAAAGGUCUUCUUUCGACAUUACAUUAACUGCCAUGAGAUUUGUUUUAUGACCGCCCCUUCCCACCCUGACCAGUAAAUUGUACAUGCAAUUAAAUAGACUUUGAAUACAAAGCAUCUGCAUAUUUGUCAUGGUAUGGUAUGAAUAGCUAGCACUUAGUUUGAAUACAUUUUACCACAGGAAUGAAAUUGAUGAUUAGAAUUCUGGUCUAACUUUUGAAUUAUAUUCUUGUCUGCACCCUCAAUAGACACCACACACAAAUACAAACACAGUACAUAUACUUUAUUUUAAAUAUUCUCCUUGGAUAAAGGGCCGUUAUGUAGGGAAGAUAUGACAAUCUACCCAAACCAGACAACCAAACACUUAGGGAUUUCUAAGACUAUGUAGUAUUUUCUCUCUCAUUACAGUUGGGCACUUCCGAUUGCUCAACCCUUUCUUGUUUUGAUCAUUGACCGUUAAUGUGAAACAAGUUGUCUUUUAAUCAAGUCAUCCCUUUUUACUUGCCACUGAGGAUGUUGAAAAAGCUUUUUUGAAUGUGGCCAGUUGGCAUUUAUUAAUGCAUAAUCAAAGAAAACUGUCUUUAGUUUGACUUUGGAUUUAUUUAAUGCAUAACUAUGUAUUGACAACUUAAUUAAACUGGCCAAUUUUUGAGGGGGAUAAUGACCUUGUAAUUAACGUUACCUGAUGCCGGCAUAUUACUUACAUCAUGUAUGUGGCAUUAACAAGCAUCUAGUAGUUAUCAAUUAGGAUAGGUGUUUGAGGGGUGACAGACCUUUUUUUUUAAUUUAAUUUUAUUAUUUUUUUUUAUUUUAUUCUUCCCAGUUACAUCUAUGGGAAUAUUUUUCACUGACCUGCAAGCAUAUCUCAUGCCUUUUUAAUAUAAUAUAUCCCUCAGAAUUUCAUGCGCAUGCAUUUUGGAAAAUCAUCGUUUUAGCAAUGACAGACAUUUCUUGUAACAUUUGUUGUCACUUAUGUUUGCUGAUUGUUUGGUUGAGAUAAUGGUCUGUUGCAUGUCCACGUUGUCCUUUGUGAAGACUUGCCUAGUGGGGCUUGCUGACUCAGUAUCCCAACCUAGUAGCCUCAUGAGCUCAUGUGAGUCUUCCACUACAUGAUCAGAGUACACACAUUGUGAGAACUUGCUGAAAUAUUGGUCUAAAAUUCCAAAAGCUGCCUCAAAUGGCAUUGGUUUCCAACAAACUCUGCCGACAACUUGUGCUUUUUUCUGUUGGAAUUGGUGGCAAAAAUUUGGAUGGUAAUAAACUUGUUGAAUGUUCCCACCCACAUUUAGAUGAAAUUACCUCAUACUUGUCCCCAGGUACGUUGUGCAGUAUACAUCUGGCCCUGCAUAACGACCCAGCUGCUAAUAAGGCACUUAAAAUGUACUUACUCUACAUGGGUGUUUAUAUACAGAUGAAAAUUUACAUUCAGAUUGGCCUAUUUUCAAAUCUUAGACUGAAUUGAAGGAAUGAGAAAUUUUGAAGCUGCGUUUGGAGAUGUUUUCACACAGCAUUUGUAACUGCAGAAGAAUUGCUGUAAAAUAUUGUGACUAGGACACUUUAUUAGAUCUACUGGUUGUGUUUGCGGAAGUAGCUAGCUAUUUGCUAUGUCAGUUACUACAGACAGUUGCUACUGUUAGUUGCGACUAUGGUCAAUUUUUUCACUAUUCACUAUCCGAUUUGGUGGCUGCUUUGAAAGUGACAGAUUCGAUACCCUGUGUUUCUAAUGAUCAGCAGUCGUUGUGUAAUGGUGGUGUGUAUUAUACCGCAUCGUGGUUAGCUUAUUCAAUAUUUGUGACCAAGUAGUUGUUUUUCAUGGCUCCAGUUUUUCCACCCUAAGUUUGUACUAGGCUAAGACUUAAUUAGCCUUUUGGCGAAAACAUCUUGUUAAGCUGUUGCAGACAAGAUAGCAUGACCUGUUUUAUAUUUGCUUUCAAAUGCAAUUUGGGGUUUACAUCUCUUUCCUUUUCUUUUUAAUUCCAUUAAGACCCCAUGCAACCGGAGAUUCACGAGGAGACAUCUGCUUUGUCAAGAAGGCGGCAAUUUUUAAAUUUUUUGGUGCGGAUUGGACUGGAAUGUCCGAUAUUUUGCUUUUGCUUCCAAUUGUUGAUGUGGGUGCAUCAGUUAUGUGAUUUUUAAAUGGAUUUGAACUGUCUUCAUGCUGUGAAAUUGAGCAUUAAAUUGAAUUGUUUUUUUUUGUUUUUUUUUCAAGGAAAGUAAAUGCUUUGUCUCAUUUCAGAUUUGAAUGUGGUUUUGAUGAUAAAUAAAAUUAUUGUAUUUUUAAAAGAAACAUGACUUUGUCCUUGGUUAGUGAAAUUGAACAAAACUUAAUUCUCAAGUUGGGUAAGCUGGUCUUUGGAUCAGUGUAAAGGUCAACAGCUCGGUUCUUUCCUGUAUAGUCAAUAUAGCUACGAUUUUCUCUACAUCCACAAGACUUACUAAUGUAGGACCUUCAUGGAUACUGGACCUUUAUGACCUUUAUAUUAUGCAAAGUUAUUAUGAUCUUUAUCUAGCCGUAAAGGGUUUCUGGACCAAUCAAUUUCAAUUUCCGUACAUUUAGCAAUUGUUUUACAAGAUAAAGCUUGCAAACUUCGUUUACAAAAAAUAGCUGGUUAGGCAAUAGCUAUCUCUUCAUUACAUUUUGCUGUAUGAACAAUGCCUUUAAGACGACAUUGUCAUUUUUCACGUAUUCGACAUUCUGUAGCAACGAAUAUCUGUUUAAAUUCAAUUUAUUUUAGUCUUUAGUUGUGGGUUACAGCAUAAAAUGACAUCAAUUAUUCAAAACGCAUAACCACAGCACAAAUGCUUACACCAUUUGUGCUUAAAGCUCAGUUAUUUAUUACGUGCAUGUAAUUCUCACACCAUUACUUUAACAUGAGUCAAGUCUGAUGUAAUUUUACUUUAUGAAAUGGUGUCCAAGGCACCCCUAACACCAUAAAAUGGCUCCUGUUGUCUCAUUUCCUGUCUGAACAGGAAGUGAUGGCUUAGAAAAUAAAAUAUUCUUUGCAGUUUUUCUGCUAUCUGAUUUAGGAAAUUAUUUGAACAAAGUCUAUUCAACAGCCUAAAUGUUUACAUAAUUGCUUAUGAAAAACAAUCUUUUAAUUACAUAUUUUUGUUCAAAAUAAAAAGGGGUGGGUCUUUAGUCUAUCACCUGAGUGCUGGGUAAAUGGAAAGAACGUCAAUCAAAGGCUAAGCUUUCAGAGCUGGGAAGGAGCUCUAGAUGGCGGAUGAGCCUUGGGAAGUGAAACACGUCGAGAGUCUCUAGGCUUUUGGCUGGCUCUCCUUUAACUUUAAUUGACUCUACUUGUCGCGAUUUUGACCUUUAAUAUAACAUACAAACGCGAAUUGUAUGAAGAUAUUCGUAUUUUCCGUGUAAAAUCCGUGUAUAUCGUCGAGAGGAUCAGCGCUGUAGUGUGAAUGCGCGAGUCGUUGUUUUCCCUGCCUUGCUCUGGCAGCCAUGGCGCUCCUCCAUUUUUAGUGCGCUUCGCUAGUUACCUCAGACUCUCAACCCCGCUUUACUGGAGCCUUGUCCGGACAGUAUUAAUAUAAUUCGUCUAAGAAAUAGUGUAGAAUGUUUUAAACGGCGACUUUUUGCAUUUUGGACACAAAGAAUAAAACGUCGAUUUCUGCUGGCACGAAUGUAACUUAUUACAGUGCAACGUUUCCCCUCGGUGUCUUUGAAUGGAAAUAGUAAAUACCUGGACAUAACAUCAUAACAAAACUUUCCAAGUCACAACGAUGAUGAAGAAUAAGUCUAAAAAGCAGGAGGAUGAAGGCUCAACUCAAAGCAAUUUAUCCAGUAACUCAGCCUCUGAGGAAUCCAACCACUCGGCCUCGGAGUCAGGCAGCCAGUCGGAGAGCGAGCAGGGCAGUGAGCAUGGAAGCCAGCAUGGAAGCCAGCAUGGCAGCGACCGGCCCCGCUCGCGACGCUCCGAGUCCAACAGCACCUCCGACUCGGAGAGCCACUCGGCCUCCGGGAGCGAGUCCACCGGGUCCAAGUCACAGCAUCCCUCAGGGGAUGCCAAAAACAAGCCUGUACGGAAGAAAGACAAGCUGGCCGAUGUGAAGAAGAUGUGGGAGGAACAUCCAGAUGUGUAUGGGGUCCGGAGAUCUAAUCGCAGUAGACAGGAGCCCUCACGCCUGAACAUAGGGGCAGAGGGGAGCAGUGGUUCAGAGAGUGAAGGUGUCAAAAGAAAAGGACCGAACAAGAAAAAAAAUGCCAGGAAAGAUGAUGAUGAUGAUGAUGAAGAAGAUUAUGAGGAUGGUGAGGAGGAAGCCAGCAGUUCAGAAAGUGAGCAGGAAGAGAAUAAAGUUAGAUCCAGACGACUUGCUGCCCGAAGACCUCAGACCAAAACCAGCGGGGCAAAGAAACAGCAGACUCAAAAGGGACGCAAGCAAAGGAAGCAAGACACGUCAGAUGAAGACGACGACGAUGACGACGACGACGACGACGAUGAUGAUGAUGAUGAAGAUGACACCCCAAAGAGACAAACCCGCAGAAGUGCAGCUGCUAAAGUCAGUUAUAAGGAAGACCAAAACGAUUUUGAGACGGACUCGGAUGACCUCAUCGAGAUGGUAGGAGAGGGGGCCGAGGAGCAGCAGGAUGACGACAGUGAGACCAUCGAGAAGGUCAUGGACACAAGAACUGGGAAGAAAGGAGCCACUGGGGCGUCCACAACUCAGUAUGCUGUAGUGGAGAAUGGGGACCCAGGGGCAGACUUUGACCCAGAGAAGGAUGAGGGGGAGACGCAGUACUUAAUCAAGUGGAAAGGCUGGUCCUACAUCCACAACACCUGGGAGAGUAUGGACUCCCUCAUCCAGCAGAAGAUCAAAGGCGUGAAGAAGGUGGACAACUUCAAGAAGAAGAAUGAUGAACUUCAGUAUUGGUUGAACAAAGCUUCUCCAGAGGAUUUGGAGUACUACAACUGUCAGCAAGAGCUCACCAUAGACCUAAACAAGCAGUUCCAAUUUGUGGAAAGAAUGAUUGCUGUGAAAACGGGAAAAUCACAGGGACCUUCCGACUUUCCCUCGCACAAGACCACAUCCAACGAGCCAGAGUACCUGUGCAAGUGGAUGGGUCUCCCUUACUCUGAGUGCAGCUGGGAGGAUGGAGCCCUGAUGGGCAGGAAAUUCCAGCACUGUAUCGACAGCUUCACCAGCAGGAACACCAGCAAAACCACCCCCUCCAAAGACUGCAAGGUAUUGAAGCAAAGGCCACGGUUUCUUCCACUGAAGAAGCAGCCUUCUUACAUUGGGAGCGAGACCCUGGAUCUAAGGGACUACCAGCUCGAUGGUGUCAACUGGUUGGCACACUCCUGGUGCAGGUGUAACAGUGUUAUAUUAGCAGAUGAGAUGGGCCUGGGGAAGACCAUACAGACCAUAUCCUUCCUCUCGUACCUGUUCCACCAGCACCAGCUCUACGGGCCUUUCCUCCUGGUGGUGCCCCUGUCCACGCUCACCUCCUGGCAGAGGGAGUUUGAGACCUGGGCCCCGGACAUGAACGUGGUGGUGUACCUGGGCGACGUCAUGAGCAGGAAAUCGAUCCGUGACUAUGAGUGGAUUCACCAGCAGACAAAAAGAAUCAAGUUUAAUGCACUUUUGACCACAUAUGAAAUUGUACUGAAAGACAAGGCCAUUUUGGGGAACAUAAACUGGGCCUUCCUGGGUGUGGACGAGGCCCACCGUCUGAAGAACGAUGACUCCCUGCUUUAUAAAUCACUGAUCGAAUUCCGCUCCAACCACCGGCUGCUGAUCACGGGCACCCCGCUCCAGAACUCCCUCAAAGAGCUGUGGUCCCUGCUGCACUUCCUCAUGCCAGAAAAGUUUGAGUCCUGGGAGGAUUUUGAGGAUGAGCAUGGGAAAGGGAGAGAUAACGGCUACCAGAGCCUGCACAAAGUCCUGGAGCCCUUCCUGCUCAGGCGCGUCAAAAAGGAUGUGGAAAAAUCGCUCCCCGCCAAGGUGGAGCAGAUCCUCCGUGUGGACAUGUCCGCCCAGCAGAAGCAGUACUACAAAUGGAUUCUUACCAGGAACUACAGGGCCCUGUCCAAAGGCAACAGAGGCAGCUCCUCUGGCUUCCUGAACAUCGUCAUGGAGCUGAAGAAGUGCUGUAACCAUGGUUUCCUCAUCAAACACCCUGAAGAGGUGGAGGAGGAGUCAAAGGAGCAUUUGAAGAGCCUGGUACGGGGCAGUGGGAAGCUGGUGCUGCUGGACAAGCUGCUGACGCGGCUGAGGGAGAGAGGGAACCGCGUGCUCAUCUUCUCCCAGAUGGUCCGCAUGCUGGACAUCCUGGCCGACUACCUGGCUUACAAGCACUACCCAUUCCAGCGUCUGGAUGGCUCCAUAAAGGGCGAGAUUCGCAAGCAAGCACUGGACCACUUUAACGCAGAGGGUUCGGAGGACUUCUGCUUCCUGCUGUCCACGAGGGCCGGAGGCCUGGGCAUUAACCUGGCCUCUGCUGACACCGUGGUCAUCUUCGACUCGGACUGGAACCCUCAGAACGACCUGCAGGCUCAGGCCAGGGCUCACAGGAUUGGACAGAAGAAGCAGGUGAAUAUUUAUCGAUUGGUCACCAAGGGAACCGUGGAGGAGGAGAUCAUUGAGAGGGCCAAGAAGAAGAUGGUUCUGGACCAUCUGGUCAUUCAGAGAAUGGACACCACUGGGCGCACUGUGCUGGACAACAACAACACCCCGUCAGGAAAUUCAAACUCGAACCCUUUCAAUAAAGACGAACUUACUGCCAUCUUGAAGUUUGGUGCUGAGGAACUUUUCAAGGAGCUAGAAGGGGAAGAGUCAGAGCCACAGGAAAUGGACAUUGAUGAGAUCCUGCGCUUGGCAGAGACCCGCGAGAGUGACCUGGGAUCCAGUGCCACUGAUGAGCUGCUCUCUCAGUUCAAGGUGGCGAACUUCACCAUGGACGAGAACGUGCCCGAGCUGGAGGAGAGGCCGCACCGCGAAUGGGACGACAUCAUCCCCGAAGACCUGCGGCGGAAGGUGGAGGAGGAGGCGAAGCAGAAGGAGAUGGAGGACAUCUACAUGCUGCCUCGCAGCCGCAGCUCCAACAAGAGGGCACGGGCCAACGACAGUGACAGCGACGUCGGCUCCAAACUCAAGAACCACUCGUCUGGGUCGGACAGCGAGACGGACGACAGCGAGGACGACAAGAAGCCCAAGAGGCGCGGAAGGCCACGGGCACGCAAGAACAACGUGGAGGGCUUCACCGACCCCGAGAUCCGCAGGUUCAUAAAGGCAUACAAGAAGUUUGGAGCACCUUUGGACAGGCUGGAGGCUGUCGCACGGGACUCAGAGCUGGUGGACAAGUCCAUUGCAGACCUGAAGCGUCUGGGAGAGCUGAUACACAACAGCUGUGUGGCAGCCAUACAAGAGCACGAGGAACAGCUCAAAGAGAACCCUGCAGAAGCUAAGGGUCCUGGGAAGAGGCGAGGGAUCAACAUCAAGAUCUCCGGGGUUCAGGUCAACGCCAAGUCCAUCAUUCAGCACGAGGAGGAGUUUGAGCCUCUGCACAAAGUUAUCCCCUCCAACCCAGCCGAGAGGAACAAGUUCCAGUUGACAUGCCGAGUGAAGAUUCCUCACUUCGACGUGGACUGGGACAACCAGGAUGACACUCAGCUUCUGCUUGGCAUUUACGAGCACGGCUACGGCAACUGGGAUCUGCUCAAGACUGACCCAGAACUCAAACUGGCUGACAAGAUCCUCCCAGAUGACCCAGACAAGAAGCCUCAGGCCAAGCAGCUGCAGCUGCGGUCAGACUACCUGCUGAAGAUGCUCAAGAAGGAGCAGGACAGCAAAGAGCUCUCCAAGGCUGGUGAAGAGGUUGUAGUGAAGAAGCGAAAGCCUCGUGUGAAGAAAGAGAACAAGAUCCCUAAAGACGAGCUGUCCAACGACGUCUCCUCCCCGCGCGUCUCUGACAACCCCUCUGAGGAGGGAGAGGUCAAGGAUGACGUGGCUGAUAAAUCACCUGCCAAAAAGAGACCGAAGAAGAAGGAUAACAAAGAGAACAAAGAGAAGCAGGGAACUCCUAAAAAAGAUAAAGGCGCUGACAAAGACAAGAAGCGAUCCAAGGCGAAAAAAGAAAAGAUGAAGGCAGGAGCCAAAGGCAAGAAACCCCAGGGGCCCGUACACAUCACAGCAGGCAGUGAUCCCGUCCCCAUCGGGGAGGAGGAUGAUGAGCUGGACCAGGAGACCUUCAGCAUCUGUAAAGAGCGUAUGCGCCCGGUGAAGAAGGCUCUGAAGCAGCUGGAUAAGCCAGACGAGGGGAUGAGCGUGCAGGACCAGUUGCAGCACACGCGCACCUGCCUGCUGAAGAUCGGAGACCGCAUCACAGAGUGCCUUAAAGCCUACAGCGACCCCGAGCACGUCAAAACAUGGCGCAGAAACCUGUGGAUUUUUGUGUCCAAAUUCACGGAGUUUGGGGCCAGGAAGCUGCACAAGCUGUAUAAGAUGGCCCAGAAGAAACGCUCGCAGGAGGAGGAGAAGGAGCAUCGUAAGAAGGAGGACUCGGGCAAGAAGAAGCCCUUCAGGCCUGAGCCCUCUGGAUCCAGUCGGGACUCCACGGGCACCCAACCCUCCCAGAAAGGCCACCCCUCUCAGCCGGGCCACGGCAACCACAGAGAGCCCUACGGUCAGAGACACUACCCCGGAGACGAACGAGGAGACUGGAAGAGGGAUCGGGGCUAUGGUUACCCAGGCAACAGCAACAGCAACCAGUCAUGGCAGGGUGACCGGCACCACCCCUACGACCGCUACAAGGACCAUCACUAUGGCGAUAGGCGUCCCCAUGGUGACUCCUACCGGAGCUCAGGGGGCUACCGCAGCAGCGGCUCCCCGCGGAAGAGGCCCUACGAGCAGUAUGGGAACGACCGCGAUGACCGCGACGACCGCGACCACAGAGGCCACCGAGACAACUACUAUGACAGACAUAUGGACCCCAAGAGGAGGCGAUCAGAUGACUUCCGCUCCCAGAGCUAUGGCAGCAGUGGAGGAGGCAGCGGAGGAGGUGGAGGAGGAAGUGGAGGAGGAGGAGGAGGAGGCAGCAGCAGCGGAGGCCAUGGAGCAGACUUUCGGCGGAUGCCCGAUCACAGAGGAGCCCCAGGGAACCAUGGCCCCAGCACAGGGCCCGACCACCACCGGCCCUUCCACCCCGACAAACCCGCUCCUCUGCUAGAUCCGCGCUCCCCGCAGGCCCAGAAGUCUCCCCAUGAUUCACACACGCCCCCCGAGCGGACCCCCGUCGAGCCCAAACCCGUGGGGGACUUCAACUGGAACAGCAGGUAGACGGGCUCCGGGCCUCCAGAGACCUCAGGCCUAGAGGCCAGACAUGGUGCCCAGUGAAGGCUGCCCUCGCUGGGGGGGGGAAAGGGAGAAUGGCUUGCUGCUGCUGCUGCCGCCGCCACCACCACCACCUCUGGUGUUGGCCUAGUGCAGCCAGUGGGAGCUCCCCUUCUCCAUACACAAACAACCUGCUCAACAGAAGGGGAUCAAGACAAGCAAGCACCAUCUCCACUCCCCCCUUCCCAUGGCCAUCAGGAGUGCAGCCAAGAGGUCCAACCCGCUCCAGACCCCCUUCCCCCCCUCUUCACUACCUGAGACAGGUCACAGCUUGACCCAGCGGAGCAGACUGGAGACACUGUCUAACUGUUAGCUAGCGUUCUAUGGACUCCGUGAACUGAACAAUGUUAAGUCCUAUGGACUGUUACAGGAGCAAUCUCGAUGCCUUUUUGAAAAGUAUGAUUGAAUGACACACAUUUUGAAGUGCCUGAUGCAUUUGGCCUUUUGAACGUAAACAGAGAAGGGAUCGACCCCCACCACAAGAGUAAAACGUUUAUUUUUUGAUGUUUGUCGCUUUCGAUUGUUUUGUAGUUGUCAUUGUAUUCUUUUCCAAAAAAAAAUGUGGAUCUGUAUUCUUAGAAAAGAGUAGUCUGUGUUACAAAAACUGAUCAUGGCUGCUGCACCUUCAUGCCAUGGAAGCUUUACAUUGAGGAAGCUCUGGUGAAGCCAUCACGUGUUUUUGAUUUGGCUCUUCCCCUCAGCACCUUUCUCAAAGGCUCACACCCUCUAGAAGGACUAUCAGUGAAUUACACUGAAACAGCUUCCUUUUAAACAAUAAUAAUGUCACUUUAAAUGUUAAUGAUAAUGAAUCAUUAGUAACCACUUCUGGUUUUUUUCCAUCACUGAAUUGACCAGUCUGCUAAAAGAAAAAAAAUACCAUUGGUAUGGUUGUAGAUUUGUAUCUAUCCCUUAGCUGUGCUACAAGCACAUAACUGUUGAUGGUCGCCCAGCUUAAUGGUAAGAACGGGGCUUUUAUGCACCAGUAUUCAAGGUCUGUGUAUGUCUUUAACGGAUGACUGAGAACACUAUGAUAUCUAAGCUACUUUCCCUCUUCAUUGUUUUUGUUGUCCAAAGGAUGUACACAUUGAGCCAUUUCAAUGCCUGUUGGGGCCUCAUUGGCCAGUAUAGGCAGUAGGAAUCAUUCUUCUGCAUCUGAUAUUGCACUAAAAGUUCAGUACUCUACAACUCCUCUGUUUUUCUACUUUGUACGUAUUGAGUGAUGUACUCAAGAAAGAAAAUAGUGUAACUUGCUCUUUAUUUUUCCCCUUCUUUCUUUCUUUUUUAUCUGUUAUGUGUAUGAUUUACAUCUACCUUAGAAAGUCUUUAAAAAAAAAAAAAAAAAAGGAAAUGAUCCAAGGAUGUGUCAGGACAAGAACCUGACAGACAGGAGUCUCCAGCACAGAGAACAGCAGACUCUGCCUUGGUUCCCGCCCACAUCUGGUCUGGCACUGUAUGAGUAGACGGGCAGUGCUCUGCAGCCAAUCGGAGCCACGACCCCGAUUGAACAUGAAUCACGUGGAAAUGUAUGUUGUGGUUUUCUUUUUUUUUUUUUUGGUUGGUAUAUUUUCCUCUAACAUUCUCUCCAUGUGCCUUAAUUCGUAUGUCCAUUCACAUGAAUAUGGAUGCCAGGACGUUCUGUGAUUUGAACAUCGUGAUGUCUCAGUAUUAGGUGGUCGUGAUUGUCAUAAUCAAAGAACGCAGGAAGACUGCUUGAGUCCACUCGGGGAAAGGGGGUGGGAACAAACUUUCAGGUUGUGUGAAGGCAACGGGGGGGAUGAUUUUAAUGUCUUUGAAUCAGUGUUUGUGUGUGCAUAUACAAUGGUGGAGGGUAUCUGUUGCAAGAGACUGCUGGGAAAAUCUUCCUGACCCCCCCCCCCCCCCCUGCCAACCAGACACUACCCAACAGCCCUCAGAGCUGAACUGAUCCUGACAGACAUGCCAACCAGAAUAAUUUAUAGACGAGAUGAAACUAAAACGCCACUGGUCACACAAGCUAUUCUGUACAUAUGUUUAUAGACCUAUAUGUAUUAAACUUUCCUACAUCAAAAUGUUA